Messenger RNA from Lingula anatina, 1238 nucleotides. Its product is annotated as TNF receptor-associated factor 3. Gene Ontology annotation, molecular function: zinc ion binding; tumor necrosis factor receptor binding. NCBI's taxonomy places the organism in Eukaryota, Metazoa, Brachiopoda, Lingulata, Lingulida, Lingulidae. The record is from RefSeq and is a predicted model, not a curated record. Gene Ontology annotation, biological process: signal transduction; regulation of canonical NF-kappaB signal transduction; regulation of apoptotic process. Gene Ontology annotation, cellular component: cytoplasmic side of plasma membrane; plasma membrane signaling receptor complex.
GCUGGACAGAGCGCAAGAGUGAUGAAACUGGAAGAAACACUUCAGGCGGCUGCCGUAGAAGGCGAUGUUGUACGACAGACUAUAGAGAUUGCCGAUAUUAUGGAGAAGCAGGGAAAUCACGAAAGAAGGAUUCAAAGAUUGGAAAAUUCUAAUGGACAAAUGCAAAAACUCCUUGCUUCCCACGACCUGCAAUUAAGACAGCAUGAGGACAGAAUGUCAGAUAUAGCUCUUCGUUUCUGCACUCAUGAGUCAACGUCAUACGAUGGAACCCUUAUUUGGAUAAUCAAAGACUACAUCCGCCUGAAACGAGAUGCUUGUACUUCAAAGACUUUAUCUUUGUACAGCCAGCCAUUUUAUAGUAGCAGCCGCGGCUAUAAAAUGUGCGCCAGAGUGUUCUUAAAUGGGGACGGCGUCGGUAAAGGAACUCAUCUUUCCUUAUUUUUUGUCAUAUUGAGAGGCGACUAUGACGUUUUACUGCAUUGGCCAUUUCAGCAAAAAGUUACUCUUGCCUUAUUAGCGCAAGAUGGGAGUGGGCGCCAUCUAUCGGAAUCAUUUUGCCCGGAAACAGGCAACAGUAGCUUCAAGUUUCCCACUUCUGAUAUGAAUGUAGCCAGCGGAUGCCCCAAGUUUGCCCCACAAAGUUCAGUAGAGUCAGAGACAUAUCUAAAAGAUGACACUAUUUUUAUCAAGGUCGUUGUUGACACCUAUGGAUUGCAAGAACCAUAGGAAAUCUGAAAAAGUUUGUAAAAUAAAAAUGUAAACUAACCGUUAUAAAUGGAAGAUACAGUCUUGUGGUUGCAUGGUGUACGAUAAAUAAUGCUGUUUGUGACAAACCACGCGUCCAGUAUCAAAUUUUAAAUUGGCCAGACACGGGAAUACAGGUGUGUGUCAUCAAUAACAUUUUUGUUGUAGGUUUCAGAUAUUUUGAAGGUAUUUUGCGAUAAUACUAAUAUUUCUAAAGAAAUAUCACAUGUACCUGUAGGUACGUUAUUCACAUAAAACGCAGUAACAAUUUCUAAUUUAUGUAAUAUGUAUACUACACUGUACAUACUAUUCUAUGAUAUACAGGGGUAUAUACUUAACUUUCAACAUAAUACUGUGCCUACUAGCUCUAAAUACCUAUUUUGAAGAAACAUCCUUAUUUGCAUUUUUAACGAUUUUGAUUUAUAUUAAAUAUUUAACCUACAAAGAGCCUGUUUAUUUGUAAACAAAAUGUUAUAUCCUUCGUAGUUUUAACU